AUGAGAGCAGUGCUCCGCACGCCGUUGCGGGCGUCCGGCCUGGAUCCCGCGACGGCCAUUAAACACUCGAAUUCACCUUUUUCGAAAUCUGCAGCAAUUGCUUCUUCGGUGCCAUGCAGGUUCGCUUCUAGCUCGGUAAAGGCUUCGACAUUGAUCAGUCGACGGUGUGCCCAGCGGCAAACCUUGUCCUCCGUGUCAAGAAACAACUAUUCUACGAAAACCUCUCCGCUAUUCUCUGCAGGGGAGGCUAGCGGCAAUGGAGGGAAGCAAUCGGGGUCGAAUGGGUCACGGAGAAAGGUAAUCAAGUACGCAGUUGUUGGUGGUGUGGUAGGUGUUGGAGCGGUGGUGUUCUCGGACGAUAUUCAGCAUCUAUACCGCGCUACAGAGAGAACUGGACGGGUCGUUGGCACGCUGGCUGUGUGUAUCAAUGACUACCGCAAGACCCUCAAAAUCGAAGCCGCCACACCGGAAGAACAAACCCAGAACAUCAAGGCAUGCCACAAGCGUUGCGCGGAGCGGACUCUGCGCGUUCUUGAGAAGAAUGGAUCUAUCUUUAUUAAAUUGGGACAACAUCUGAGCAGCAUGGGUUACCUACUCCCGUUGGAAUGGACGACUACCUUCAUCCCACUCCAAGACAAAUGUCCCGUCUCUUCGAUCGAAUCAAUUGGAGAGAUGUUCGUUGCCGACACUGGUCACCGGAUCGAUGAGCUUUUCUCGGACUUUGAAUCAGAACCAAUUGGAGCCGCCUCUCUUGCCCAGGUCCAUAUCGGAACGCUGAAGGAAACUGGUCAGAAGGUUGCGGUGAAGGUGCAACAUCCGGCUUUGGCGGAAUGGGUGCCUUUGGACUUGGCCUUGACGCGAUUCACUUUUGCCAUGCUGAAACGGUUCUUCCCGGAAUACGAUCUCGAAUGGCUGUCAAGAGAAAUGGAUUAUUCUCUCCCCGUGGAACUGGAUUUCAGGAUGGAGGCAGAGAAUGCCACCCGGGCAGCUGAAUACUUUAAGAAGCACUCUGAUGUGCCGCUUGUUAUCCCAGGAGUAAAUUGGGCGCAAAAGCGCAUCCUCGUGAUGGAGUUCAUUUCUGGCCGUCGACCCGAUGACUUGGAAUUCUUAGACUCCAACAACAUCGACCGCGACGAGGUUUCUGCAACAUUGGCACACAUCUUCAACGAAAUGAUCUUUGGCGACAAUGCACCCCUGCACUGCGACCCCCACGGCGGCAACAUUGCGAUCCGCAAGAACCCCAACGGACGUCGCCACAACUUCGAAAUCAUCCUCUACGAUCAUGGCCUGUACCGCACCAUCCCCCGAGACCUCCGCCGCAACUACGCCAAACUCUGGCUGGCCGUGAUCGAUGCCGACGUGGAUCGCAUGCGCGAGUAUGCGCGCAAAGUAGCAGGCAUCACAGACGAGCAGUUCCCACUCUUCGCCAGUGCCAUCACAGGAAGAGACUACACCGUGUUGACCAAGAACGUUGCCUCUACUCGCACCGCAGAUGAAAAGGAGCAUAUCUCCGGCGCCCUCGGCGAAGGCAUGCUCCAACAACUUGUCGAACUUCUCGGCCGAGUCCCGAGAAUCAUUCUCCUCAUCCUCAAGACCAACGAUCUGACCCGCAGUCUCGACGAAAACCUCCACACCCGCCAAGGCCCCGUCCGCACCUUCCUCAUCCUCGCCCGCUACGCCACCCGCACCGUCUUCGAAGAGCAAAUCGAAACCAUCAACGAAUCCGGCGGCCUGCUGCGUCCCCUCAACUUCCUCCGCUUCCUCUGCGCCUGGACUGGCUUCCUGCGCGUCGAGUUGAAGCUGUCCAUCUAUGAGACUUUGCUAUCUCUGAAGAGUCGGUUUGGGUCGUUGAAGUAG
This is a messenger RNA of Aspergillus wentii DTO 134E9, 1857 nucleotides long. Its product is annotated as ABC1 kinase family protein. Gene Ontology annotation, cellular component: mitochondrial inner membrane. NCBI's taxonomy places the organism in Eukaryota, Fungi, Ascomycota, Eurotiomycetes, Eurotiales, Aspergillaceae. The record is from RefSeq and is a predicted model, not a curated record. The transcript has 4 exons. Gene Ontology annotation, biological process: lipid homeostasis; mitochondrion organization. The coding region runs from base 1 to 1857 and encodes 618 amino acids.